Messenger RNA from Acomys russatus (golden spiny mouse), 1046 nucleotides. It is a transcript of the gene Areg, whose product is annotated as amphiregulin. Lineage: Eukaryota; Metazoa; Chordata; Mammalia; Rodentia; Muridae. The record is from RefSeq and is a predicted model, not a curated record. The transcript is spliced from 5 exons. The coding region runs from base 111 to 854 and encodes 247 amino acids. Gene Ontology annotation, biological process: epidermal growth factor receptor signaling pathway; positive regulation of cell population proliferation; positive regulation of mitotic nuclear division.
GCUUCCCCGCGCCGGCGCUUUGCGGCUGCUCCGCGAACCCGCUGCUCCUGCUGCCAGGAGCCGCCGUCGUGUUGCCUCAGAGACCCGGACGCCGUCGGACCGCGGGACCAAUGAGAGCUCCGCUGCCACUGUGGGCGCUCCUGGUGCUGUUGCUGCUGAGCAUAGGCUCAGGCCACUAUGCAGCUGGGCUGGAGCUCAAUGGCACCACCUCUGGAAAAGGAGGACCAUUUUUGGGGGACCACAAUGCUGGUGGACUUGCGGUUUCUGCAGGAAGCGAGGUCUCUACCAUCAGUGAAAUGCCUUCUGGCAGUGAACUCUCCACUGGGGACUAUGACUACUCAGACGAGCAUGAUAAUGAGCCUCAAAUACCCAGCUAUGUUAUAGAUGAUUCAGUCAGAGUUGAACAGGUCAUUAAGCCCAAGAGAAACAAGACAGAAGGAGAAAAGACCUCAGAAAAACCCAAAAGAAAGAAAAAGGGAGGCAAAAGUGGAAAAGGUAGAAGAAAUAAAAAGAAGAAGAAGAAUCCGUGUACUGCCGAGUUUCAGAAUUAUUGCAUCCAUGGUGAAUGCAAAUACAUCGAGGAUCUGGAAAGGGUGACAUGCAAAUGUCACCAUGAUUACUUUGGUGAACGGUGUGGAGGAAAAUCCAUGAAGACUCACAGCGGGGAUGACAGUGACCUAUCUAAGAUCACAUUGGCAGCUGUAGCUAUCUUCGUCUCUGUUGUAAGCCUCGCAGCUAUUGGCAUUGCUAUCACAGUCCGGCUUCGGAAACGACACUUAAGGAAAUAUGAAGGAGAAGCGGAGGAAAGAAGGACGCUUCGACAAGAAACUGGGAACGUGCGUGCCAUAGCCUAGCUGAAGACAGUGCAGGUUUGGGCUUUAAAAGUUCAGCUCCCAGUUAGAUGCUAUAAUUUUGAAAAACAGAAACACUUAUCUCGAGGCAAAGGAGGAAAUGUAGCCUUAUUUAUGAAUGAGCAUGGAUGGCUGUUUUAGGGAAAUGUUAUUUUUGGAGGAAGAUCGCCUUCGGUUUUGUAGAAGGGAUGUAGA